This is a messenger RNA of Aspergillus puulaauensis, 1875 nucleotides long. RefSeq names its product glutamine--tRNA ligase. The coding region runs from base 1 to 1875 and encodes 624 amino acids. Gene Ontology annotation, molecular function: glutamine-tRNA ligase activity; ATP binding. The record is from RefSeq and is a predicted model, not a curated record. Gene Ontology annotation, biological process: translation; glutaminyl-tRNA aminoacylation. Lineage: Eukaryota; Fungi; Ascomycota; Eurotiomycetes; Eurotiales; Aspergillaceae. Gene Ontology annotation, cellular component: cytoplasm; cytosol. The transcript has 5 exons.
AUGGAGCCUCCGAAGGACAACAAACCAGCCGAUGCGGCAGGACCCAAAAACCAAAAACCAAGGCCCGACAAAACCAAGGCUCCAUCGCCUAAAAAUAAUGUUCCUGACGACCCAGAGGCCAUGUUCAAGGUUGGGUUUCUUGCUGAUGUCUAUGGCUUGAACGCGACUGAUAAGGUGGUCACCCGCUUUCCACCCGAACCCAAUGGUUUCCUUCACUUGGGGCACAGUAAAGCUAUCGCAAUCAACUUCGGAUUUGCACAAUACCAUGGAGGCGUUUGCUAUCUUCGAUAUGAUGAUACGAGCCCCGCUAAGGAGGAGGAGAAAUAUUUCACUGCUAUUGCGGAUAUGAUUCAAUGGUUGGGAUUCGAGCCCGUCAAAGUGACAUAUUCGAGUGAUUAUUUUGAUCGCUUGUAUAAUCUCGCAGAAGAUCUUAUCAAGAAAGACGGUGCCUAUGUUUGUCAUUGCUCUAAAAGCGAGGUCUCUCUCCAACGCGGUGGUGGUAAAGGCACUACCGCUCGCUAUGCUUGUCCUCACCGCGAUCGACCCACCGAGGAGUCCCUUGUCGAGUUCAGAGCCAUGCGAGAUGGAAAGUAUGCGCCCAAAGAGGCCACUUUUCGUAUGAAGCAGGACCUAGAGUCGGGGAAUCCCCAAAUGUGGGACUUGGCUGCUUAUCGUGUCAUUCAGCCUCGGAAGGGCGAUGACGGUGACGACGAACAGAACUUGGGAAUCCAUCAUCGCACUGGAGACAGGUGGAGGAUCUAUCCAACCUACGAUUUCACGCAUUGUCUUGUUGAUAGCUUUGAAGGGAUCACGCACUCGCUUUGUACGACUGAGUUCGAGCUCUCAAGGGUUUCGUAUAAUUGGCUGUGUGAUAAGCUGGAAGUCUACCGGCCUAUGCAAAGAGAAUAUGGGCGCCUGAACUUGGCUGGCACAGUCCUGUCCAAGCGGAAAAUCAUGGACCUAAUCUCGAACGGACAUGUGCACGACUGGGAUGAUCCUCGUCUAUACACGCUUAUUGCGCUGAAACGUCGAGGUAUUCCGCCUGGCGCUAUUCUUUCCUUUGUCAAUGGGCUUGGUGUCUCGAAGGCGACAACCACUAUAGAUACCAAGCGGUUUGAGCAAAGUGUAAGACAGUACUUGGAACGCACUGUGCCACGCUUGAUGGUCGUUCCCGAUCCUAUCCCCGUGGUGAUCGAAAACCUCCCUGAAGACCACCUGGAGAUGGUGGAAGUCCCUUUUUCAAAAGACCCCGAAUUUGGUGUUCACACUGUCCCGUUCACCGCAACGGUCUAUAUUGACCGAUCUGACUUCCAGGAGACCGCCAGCAAAGAUUUCUUCCGGCUAGCUCCUGGCAAAUCAGUUGGCCUGUUGAAGGUGCCGUAUCCCAUAACGGCAACCAGUUUCGAGAAAGACCCGACCACUGGCCUAGUAACGUCAAUACGUGCUCACUACGACAAGCCUGAGGAGGGUGCCACGUUCAAGAAACCCAAGGCCUACAUCCACUGGGUCGCAGAUUGCCCAUCUCUGAACAGUCCCAUCAAGGCCUCUGUCCGCAUCUACGAUCCCCUCUUCACCGUCAGCAAUCCAGACUCGCACCCUGAUGGUUUCCUUUCAGUUGUCAACCCGAACUCAGAGCACGUCUUCUUUCACGCUAUGGUUGAAGUAGGUCUCCAAGAAAUCAUCCGCAGGGCCCCGUGGCCCAACUUCAAAGCGGAGCAAAAGCAAACGUCAGACUCGGACAGCGCGGCAGCGCCUCCAGAGAGUGUUCGGUUUCAAGGGAUGCGCGUAGGGUAUUUCUGCUUGGAUCGCGAUAGCUCAGAUGAUAGGGUUGUACUGAAUCGGAUCGUGACUUUGAAGGAGGAUCCGAAGAAAUGA